UUGUCACAAUGGAUUUUUUUAAGCGCUGGCAAAAUUUGACAUUUCCCAGCAUGAAAAUUUUGGAGUAUUCAUUUAAUGGCGGAAAUUUGCAUUAUGGUGGCUUUGAAGAAGCAAUUGAGAUAAUGACAAAGAUCUUUUGCCCCAAAGAGAUCGCCAAGUAUCAGCGACUGGAAGAGCUGACAUUUAUUUACGAUGAUAUAUUAGCAAUGAAGUUGCGUCAGCUGGCAAACUAUAAUACAAAUAAACGCCAUGAUAUCUUAGUGGAGCUACUAAAGAACCGUAGCAAGGACAUUCGGAGGAUUAUGUUUAAAGAAAGCAUCAGCCAAUAUAACAUGUGCACAUUGAAAAAACCGACCAACUUGGGCCAAUUGACUUUGGUUGAAUAUUGUGGGAUCAAUGAUGAAAAACUGCUAAAGCUGAUUGCGAAUUUAAAGUACUUAGAGCAACUGGAUUUCAUCGACUAUAAUAUGAAGAUUAGUGAGGUGUUGCUGUGGCAAAUUGUUCUAACUUGUCCAUCACUAAAGAUUCUGACUUUAUCGAGCGUGCUGAUGAAUUUUGAAUAUGGCUAUAUUUACAUGGAGGACGCACUGGACAAUCGCUCUCUGCCCCUAACGCUGUAUUGGGACAACACGGAUGCAAAUGAAGAGCUGAUUCGUCAUCACUUCAACCAUCCAAAACUAAAGCACUAUUUUUCCCAGUUAAAAUCGGAUUUAUUUCAGUUGCAAUAUGAUACAAAUUGAUUUAAGAACUUGCAGUCCUAGUAAAGUAAUUCAUAAUGUCUAAGUUUUUUAGUCACUAAACCUAAGGCAAUAU
Messenger RNA from Drosophila albomicans, 813 nucleotides. RefSeq lists its product as uncharacterized. The transcript is spliced from 2 exons. The record is from RefSeq and is a predicted model, not a curated record. Bases 9 to 740 code for a protein of 243 amino acids. NCBI's taxonomy places the organism in Eukaryota, Metazoa, Arthropoda, Insecta, Diptera, Drosophilidae.